This is a messenger RNA of Anopheles bellator, 1395 nucleotides long. Its product is annotated as ADP-ribose pyrophosphatase, mitochondrial. The record is from RefSeq and is a predicted model, not a curated record. The transcript has 3 exons. Gene Ontology annotation, molecular function: ADP-ribose diphosphatase activity. NCBI's taxonomy places the organism in Eukaryota, Metazoa, Arthropoda, Insecta, Diptera, Culicidae. The coding region runs from base 171 to 1118 and encodes 315 amino acids.
AACAAACUGUCUGCGUCGUAAACAAACUUCGCGGAUCGCGUGAAGGCCGGCGCGUCAUAACUCGUUGUGCUCAUCGACACGGCACAAAAUUAUCGCUCGGAAUCAGUUUCGUGAAGUUGCCAGCGCGGGAUUAUGUAAGGACAAUCCGCAGCACCAAAGCCGGAACAACGAUGGCAGUGCGGCAAACCGUCGGCAGACUGGCUUCGGCAGCCACUGGGAUCGGCGGUGCCAGCAGUGUUCGCACAGCCACCACAGCGAGCGACAUCGAGUUGGCCAUGGCACGGAUAAUUCCGGGAAUCUUCAAGCACAGCCGCUGCCGGAACGGGGUCUACCCGCAGAGCGACGUACGGCGCUAUCCGGUGCCGGAUGAGUCCGUCUUCUGGACGCAGACGUACUCCGACUACCAACCACCGGUGCACGAGUCACCGAUUUUGCAGGGCAAAGAGUGGGCCGAUUUGGACGCUGAGAAUCCCGCGUUCGAACCGAAAUGGAACCAGCUCGAUGGGAAGGUCAACCGGGUGAGCUUCGUUGGCGAGUACGAAAUAAAGGACGACUGUCCGGUGAAUCCGUUCGGUCGUACCGGUAUCCGUGGCCGCGGUAUACUGGGCCGCUGGGGACCGAACCAUGCGGCCGAUCCCAUCGUGACGCGCUGGAAGAUGGACGAAGCGGGCGAACCGGUGCUGCACCCGGACAGUGGCAAGCGCAUUCUGGAGAUGUGUGCCAUCGAGCGACAGGACUGUGGCGAGUGGGCCAUCCCGGGUGGUAUGGUUGACCCGGGCGAGAAGGUGAGCGCCACGUUGCGCCGUGAAUUUCUCGAGGAAACAAUGGACAACGACGCCGGAGAGGAGGCCGGUGCGGUGGAGCAGUUCUUUGCGGCCGGUACCGAGAUCUACAAGGGCUACGUGGACGAUCCGCGCAACACGGACUGUGCGUGGAUGGAAACGGUGGCGGUGAACUUCCACGACGAGACGGGCGCGGUCGUGGGCCGAUUUCCGCUUCACGCCGGCGACGAUGCGGCCAAGGUACGCUGGAUGGACGUGAACGAGGAGGUGAAACUGUACGCCAGCCAUUCGAACAUCGUGAAAAGAGUGGUCGAUAUGCUCGAGGCGCACUGGUAAGCCUAUGGCUGCGAAUUCGGAUGCCUUGGAAGGUUCGUGUUUGUGGGUUGUUGCGUGCCGUUGGCCAAACACGUUGCCACAGAGUACGUAAAUUGUUGUAAAAAUAAAACUGUUGUUACUACUGCGCGCGGCCAGAGUUGCUGGUGAUUAAAAUAAUCAUAACAUGUAUUUGUUUCACCUCUCCACACACCGAUCGAUCGAUCUUGAACUGCGUGCUUCUAGAACCAUUCCCAUCUAGUUUAGUGGUACCCAACGCGACUGGCGUUAAGCACGAGAU